GCCGCCGUUGUUGUAGUGACCGGGAAGCGCCCGCACUCCGGGCUGACGGUUCCGGGCGCCGCACGGUCCCCCCCCCCACCCCCCUUGUCCCUACCCUUCCCUGCUCCCCCAAGGCCCCGGGUGCCGUCCGCUCCCCGCAUGGCCUCCGGCCCGGAGGAUCCGAUUCUGGAACGUUAUUUUAAAGGUCACAAAGCUGCGAUCACCUCCGCUGACUUCAGCCCCAACUGCAAACAAAUUGCUACUGCUUCCUGGGACACCUUUCUCAUGCUAUGGAGUUUGAAGCCACACGCUAGAGCUUACAGAUACGUGGGCCACAAGGAUGUUGUGACCAGUCUGCAGUUCUCUCCACAAGGAAACUUAUUAGCCUCUGCCUCGAGAGAUAAAACCGUUAGACUCUGGGUUCUUGACAGGAAAGGAAAGUCUUCAGAAUUUAAAGCACACACAGCCCCAGUUCGAAGUGUGGACUUUUCAGCUGAUGGCCAGUUUCUGGUUACAGCAUCUGAAGACAAAUCCAUUAAAGUAUGGAGUAUGUACCGUCAGCGCUUCCUCUACUCCCUGUACCGACACACACACUGGGUACGCUGCGCCAAAUUUUCACCCGACGGGAGAUUGAUCGUGUCAUGUAGUGAGGAUAAAACUAUUAAAAUCUGGGACACUACAAGCAAGCAGUGUGUUAAUAACUUCUCGGACUCCGUAGGAUUUGCAAAUUUUGUGGACUUUAGCCCUAAUGGUACAUGCAUAGCUUCAGCGGGUUCUGAUCACGCUGUGAGAAUCUGGGAUAUAAGAAUGAACAGAUUACUUCAACACUAUCAAGUUCACAGCUGCGGUGUGAACUGUCUGUCCUUCCAUCCUUCGGGUAACAGCCUUGUCACUGCCUCGUCUGACGGAACAGUUAAGAUUCUGGAUCUCGUAGAGGGAAGACUCAUAUACACACUUCAAGGACAUACGGGGCCCGUCUUUACUGUUUCAUUCUCCAAGGAUGGAGAGUUAUUCACAUCCGGUGGUGCAGAUGCACAGGUCUUAGUAUGGAGGACCAGCUUCAAUCAAGUGCACUAUCGAGAUCCUAGUAAACGAAACCUCAAAAGACUGCACCUUGAGGCCUCCCCACACCUUCUUGACAUCUACCCACGAACACCACAUGGCCAUGAAGACAAAAGGGAGACGAUUGAAAUCAAUCCAAAACUUGAGGUAAUGGACUUGCACAGUUCUUCUCCCCCAGUUGUGGAUGUCCUUUCUUUUGAUUCAACCACAACAGCGGAUUCCACCUGUCGAGCUGUGCCAGGCAAGGGUGAAGACAUCUGUAGGUAUUUCUUGAACCCUUUGUUAAUGCCAGAAUGUUCAUCAACAAUCAUGAAAAAGAAACCAGAAGAUGUAGGUGACCCGCCCUCUGAAAACCAGAGAAGUGUACCGCUAGCCGUGGCUGACGCUCUGGAGCAUAUUAUGGAACAACUGAACAUUCUCACCCAGACUGUUUCCAUUCUAGAGCAACGACUGUCUUUGACCGAAGAUAAGCUGAAAGACUGCCUUGAGAAUCAGCAAAAGCUUUUCAGUGUCAUCCAACAGAAGAGCUGAGCAGGAGGUGUGCAAGCUCAGGCUGGUCCCUGAAGACGUACUCACACACUCAGGACGUUGCAGAGGCCCUCCCUCCACACCCUGCCAUGCACUGAUCACUGUAGAUUCUUCAGGGGUGAGCAACAGAACAAAGGUUCAAGUCAUUUGUAAGGACUGACUUAAACACACAAAUCACUAUCAAGGAUCAAGUUAAGCUCCUCCCAGGUACAAUUGCAGUAAUAAAGUUAUGAACAUUUAAAUCACCCCAUUCCCCCUCCCCCAUGUUGUUUGAAAUGUCAGCUUCUAUUUAAUGUGCCAAUCCUCACCAGGAAAGUAAGCAGACCUCUAGAUCUCAUUGUUAAAUCAUUUCCAAGUGACCAUGUUCAGGCAAUUCCUGAAGGUAAUUAGUGUUAUUUCUUAGGUGAGCACACCCUUGAGGGGAAAGCAUUCGCUUGCUUUCAAAUAGCAUCUGAGAUGUAGAAAACCUGUCAUUGAGUUGGCUCAUAGUUCUUUCAGGUCAAAAAAAAAAAACAAUCUGCCUCGAAAAGAUGCUCCCUCAGAAUUUCCACAGCAAGAAUCAGCUUAUUUUGAUUAGCAAGAGUGCUUACAUGACAGAGCAGGCGUGUUCCUCGUCUGAUGGGAACUGCAUGAGGCAUUUGUGUCUCUCCUGUUACAGGUGAACGCACUGAGCGGUCUGGGUCAUACUGAACCUGUGACCACAGUCCAUAGAGAUUAUGUUUGUGUGGUGUCAGUGUGCUAAAAAGCCAAAAUGAUAAAAAAUAUGUGGAUAUACACGAAUCGCAUACUGUUGCUUAGGGUGAUCCUGGUGGCUGAAAUAGCACAUUUUUAUUUAGAAAAAGAUUGCAACAUCUAUUUUAUUUUAAUGAAUUGUGAUUUGAAAUGAAAACGAGUCAGGCAUUCUGAAAGAUCUUGGUUACAAGUUGAGAAUGUUUCUCUAUCUCAAACAAAAUGGGAAUCAAAGUAAAAAAGAGCAAAUUCAGGGGUUGGGGAUUUAGCUCAGCGGCAGAGCACUUGCCUAGCGAGCGCAAGGCCCUGGGUUCAGUCCCCAGCUCUGAAAAAAAGAAAAAAAAAAGAAAAAAAAAAAAAAAAGAGCAAAUUCAAGGCAGCCAGCUCGGGGAGAACGAAGGCCACGCAGGGCUGUGUAGCCAGGGCAGAUGCCAUCUGUGCACGGAAAACGGAGAGACAGCGGCGUGGGGAUGGAGAGACUGUUCUCCAAGCAGUCUCAGUUGUGUGCCUCUGAGCUGGUUUUGUCUUCCGUCUCGCUGUGUGUUGUAAGUGCCCUCUCUGUCCUGCGACUGUGACCGUCUUGACAUUUUCACGAGCUCACAAUACCAAGUGGCCAUGUAUUUUUAUACCUUCGUUGAGAAGAUUGCAUAAGAAAAUGAAAUGUAAUACCAACUUUUGUUUACUCUUUUUUAUGCUUCAAAUAAAGAUACUUCUCUUUUUUAAA
This is a messenger RNA of Rattus norvegicus (Norway rat), 3022 nucleotides long. It is a transcript of the gene Poc1b, whose product is annotated as POC1 centriolar protein B. Gene Ontology annotation, biological process: multicellular organismal-level homeostasis; microtubule-based process; cilium assembly. The transcript has 12 exons. The record is from RefSeq and is marked validated. NCBI's taxonomy places the organism in Eukaryota, Metazoa, Chordata, Mammalia, Rodentia, Muridae. Gene Ontology annotation, cellular component: centriole; spindle pole. Bases 139 to 1572 code for a protein of 477 amino acids.